GACUGCCGGUCGGUGUCCCGUCAGGCACCGCGCGGGGUCAACCCGAGGUCGGUGGGGUUUGCAACGCGGCGUCGGCGGCUUAGUCUCCUAGGUCUGAGCAGGUGCAGGGUUCCAGAGCAGGAUGUACACGCUGCUUUCGGGGCUAUACAAGUACAUGUUCCAGAAGGAUGAAUACUGCAUCCUGAUCCUGGGCCUGGACAAUGCUGGGAAGACAACCUUCUUGGAACAAUCAAAAACACGGUUUAACAAGAACUACAAGGGGAUGAGUCUAUCCAAAAUCACUACUACCGUGGGUCUAAACAUUGGCACUGUGGACGUGGGGAAGGCUCGUCUCAUGUUCUGGGACUUAGGUGGGCAAGAAGAGCUACAGUCUUUGUGGGACAAGUACUAUGCAGAGUGUCAUGGCGUCAUCUAUGUCAUUGACUCCACUGAUGAGGAGAGACUGUCAGAAUCCAAAGAGGCAUUUGAGAAGGUGGUUUCGAGUGAAGCACUGGACGGUGUCCCCAUCCUGGUGUUGGCCAACAAGCAGGAUGUGGAGACCUGCCUCUCCAUUCCUGACAUCAAGACUGCAUUCAGUGACUGUACCUGCAAGAUUGGCCGGCGAGACUGUCUGACCCAGGCCUGCUCUGCUCUCACAGGAAAAGGAGUUCGAGAGGGCAUCGAAUGGAUGGUGAAGUGUGUCGUUCGGAAUGUUCACCGGCCACCACGGCAGAGGGACAUCACAUAAGCACUGCCAACUUCAAAGUCUUGGGACUGUUCAUCCCCUGGUGUUGGAAGAGUGCUCCCUGCUGGCUCUGUGCCACUGAUGCUGGGGUUGAGCUGGCUUUGUUUGUUCAUUCUUUUAUUUGCUUUAUGUUUUCUCUAAGACAAACUUUUCUGUGUCUGGAAAAGUGUAGGUAUCCAGAGACAAACGUGGGGCAUGCAGGCCAUCCAGCUCUAUAUGCCCCACCCCUUAUAUCUGGGACCCUCCCUGAAGGUCAGGGUCUGGAAUCCUCCCAAUCUAGUGAGGGGGAGGGGUAAGACCACCCCUAGGCUUGCCUGUUAGCCCAUUCCAAAGUGGAACUUGAGGGCAUCCUACUUGAAAUGGGGGUCUAUCUGUGACAGCUGCUUGUCCAGCUUGCUCAUGGAGGUGGGAAAGGUCAGGACUAAUCUCACUUGGAGAAAGACGUAGCCCACAUCUCAGAGGCCAGCAUGGCCCCUAGUUGUUUUGAGUUGGGUGUGUGAGACAGGAUUUCUCUGUAACCCAUUUUAACCUUCGCCUCCUUCCCUGUACCUGUGGGAAUUAUAGGUGUGGGGCAUUACACUCUGCUUUCCACUAGGUUUUGAUCUAAUCUCAGGACAGGGUUCAGUAGACCUACCUGGGAAGUCUGACUUCUCUUACUAACCUAUUCUCACUCUGCUUUUAUCUCCAAAGGAGAAAGCUGAUAUAGAAAUGCUUGGAAGUCAAAUCUUGCUGAAUAUACAUUUCAGUACACCCACAUUCAGGUUAUGUGGUAUCCUGAGGUCACAGCUUUCACCAGGUUAUUAGGUGUUGCUGUAGCUACUGCAGGUGGGCUGGGUCCCUACAGGGUCCAGGUCAGUGAAAUGCUGGGUUUGCUUCUCUAGAUGGGUGUGAGGUGUGGGUUCCUGUGGGCCAUGCUCACUAGGCCCACUGGGUUAAAUUCUUUCUCAUGUGGCCAGGAUAAGGUUGUAAAAUAAAGACAGCCUAAGUGGUUCCUGUCCAGCUA
Messenger RNA from Peromyscus leucopus (white-footed mouse), 1727 nucleotides. RefSeq names its product ADP ribosylation factor related protein 1 (gene Arfrp1). The record is from RefSeq and is a predicted model, not a curated record. Lineage: Eukaryota; Metazoa; Chordata; Mammalia; Rodentia; Cricetidae. Gene Ontology annotation, biological process: protein localization to organelle; Golgi to plasma membrane protein transport; intracellular protein transport. Bases 122 to 727 code for a protein of 201 amino acids. Gene Ontology annotation, molecular function: GTP binding; GTPase activity. Gene Ontology annotation, cellular component: Golgi apparatus. The transcript is spliced from 8 exons.